CUCCCCCUCGCCUCUCCUCCUCCUCGCGCAGAGCUCGACACUCACAGGCACAACAGAUGUUACAGUACUACAGGCUGCAGGAGCGCAAGAAUUUGAUGUAGAAGAAGUACUUUAAUUUAAUCUGCUUUAAACUUCACAGGAGCGGUUAAUGUUACCGGAGUAGGGGGGGUUCUCCGAGGACAAAACUCGACUUUCACAGUCACUGGAUCCUAUACGUUCAGAGGCGCAAUUUGGUGUCAAGGUCAGGAGUGGCCAUGCCAUUUGGCUGUUUAACAAUCGGGGAAAAGAAGGAUUAUAACAAUCCUUCGGAGGUGACGGAUAAAUAUGACUUGGGUCAGAUCGUUAAAUCGGAGGAGUUCUGUGAGAUAUUCAGAGCCAAGGACAAAAAUACGGUUAAAAUGUUUACAUGUAAAAAGUUCCUGAAAAAGGACGGGAGGAAAGUCCGCAAGGCUGCGAAAAAUGAGAUCCUCAUCCUAAAGAUGGUGAAGCAUCCAAACAUUCUCGCACUGGUGGAUGUGUUCGAGACCAAAAAAGAGUACUUCCUCUUUCUUGAACUUGCAACGGGCAGAGAGGUAUUCGACUGGAUCCUGGACCAAGGCUACUACUCAGAGCGAGACACCAGCAACGUGGUGCGCCAGGUGCUGGAGGCCGUGGCCUACCUCCACUCCCUGCACAUCGUCCACAGAAACCUCAAGUUGGAGAACUUGGUGUACUUCAAUCGCCUGAAGCACUCUAAAAUAGUCAUCAGUGACUUCCAUCUUGCCAAGCUGGAGAACGGACUCAUCAAAGACCCCUGCGGGACACCAGAGUACCUGGCUCCAGAAGUGGUCGGCAGACAGCGGUAUGGCCAACCUGUGGACUGCUGGGCAACAGGUGUCAUCAUGUACAUCCUACUGUCAGGCAACCCUCCUUUCUACGAUGAAACUGACGACGAUGAUUUUGAAAACCACGACAAGAACCUGUUCCGAAAGAUCCUGGCCGGCGAUUAUGAGUUUGACUCUCCGUACUGGGAUGAAAUCUCAGAUUCAGCUAAAAGUCUGGUUGCUCGUUUGAUGGAAGUGGAUCAAGACCAGAGACUGACAGCCCAGGAGGCUAUAAACCAUGAAUGGAUCUCUGGCGGUGCGGCUUCAGAUAAGAACAUCAAGGAAAACGUGUGUGCACAAAUAGAGAAGAACUUUGCCAGGGCUAAAUGGAAGAAAGCAGUGCGUGUCACCACCAUCAUGAAGAGGCUGAGAGCACCUGAGCAGAGCGACUUGAGGGCCGCCAGCCCCUCUGCUGCUGCCCCUCCAGACACCGCCGCUGCUCCCCAACCUGCCAGCGACCCAUCUGCUGCUCCCCAACCUGCCAGCAACCCCUCUGCUGCUCCAGCCGCUGCAGCACCCCCCGAGGGAGCGACUGCUGUCGUCACAGAGCUCCCUGCUGGGGCGGAGAUAAGCCAACCUGCGCCGGAGGAGGCCGCCUCAGACGGGGAGCCGCAGCAGCCGAGGCCGGCGCCGCAGGAGGCCGAGCCGACAUCGCGCUGUAAUGGAGAAGCUGCUCUCAACACAGCCACCGAAGGCGGGGACGAGCAGGGUUAGAGACCCCCCCCCCCCACUGCGAAUCCCCACCCCUUCCUAUGUGACCUUUGCAGUCCCCACCACUGUACAUUAGCUGCUAGCAUGGUGAUACUGACUCUGCUUCUCCCUCACUUGCAGCAUUAAUAUCAUCUCAUGGAGGCUGUGUGCUACCUUUCCCCGAGUGCCGCUUUCUUUUUACACUUAUUGUGUCUUUUUUUCAAUGACCCCCUCCGGUAUUUUACUUCAGAUUAAAUUAAACACUUCUAUCUCCCCACACAUGAGUUUUAGGGGCAGAAACAGAUUUGCCGUCAAGCUGCGUCUUACAGCUAAAGUCUUCUUUCUUAUUCCUCUCUUAAGAGAUAAGAGAAUAUAGGAAAGGCAUAAUUGUGCUGAAUACGGCUUUGAUUCCUUUUUAAUGAGCCGACUUGGGAAACUUCUCUGCGCCAGUCUUGCAAUUACAGUAUUUGUUCUUAGAAUCAGUAGAAAAGUUUUGCUUCGGAAAUGUUGACCUUGUACCGUGAUACUCAGUGUACUUGAUACUCAGUAAGUGCUGGUCCUCUCGCAUGGAGAAGAUCACAUAUUCCUGUCACAGGGGAAUAUGGUAAUCUUUCCUAUCUGUUAUUGUCCACACUAACCAGUUAUUGUGCGUCAAACAAUGCUGGGAUUGGUGACUAGGAGUUAUUAUGCCCGGUAUUGUAUUUUGAACUAGGCAGCUUCUCACAUAAGCACACACGAAAACACUAUGUUCCUUUGCUUACUUCCUGCUCAGGAAAGAACCUCAUAGCUGUAAGUGUAAAGAUUCUGUAUAUAGAGACCUUUGUAGAAGUAGCCAAAACAGCAUGCAUUCUCACUUCUUUGCUGUUUCAUUUCACAUGUACAGCCACUUGGUGGUUAAAGAUGCGCUGCCGCCAAAUGUAUCGCAGGCCAGAGCACCCACGCCUUUUGCCACAAGCCAUGCAGAGGCUACUUUAAAAAGCACACUAUAUAUUAUGUUGUCUGUCACCACUGUUCAUUUAGCACCCCCUGUUGUCAAUGUUAGUAGAAUGAAACAUUACAUAGCAGUUCUAUGCAUCCAAAUUAAUUUGUAGCUUUUCCUUUUUUAGAAACGUCAUGACAUCGUUCUUCAUCACGCGACUAAAAAUGUAUUUUUCUUUGCUAGAUCUCAGUUUACUUGUAUGUACUUUGUAUUUGAUUGUGUCCUUUGUGAUUAGACACUGACUAACGGCGCCACACAUGUCUUAAUAUUUGGUUGUAACUGUAAAGCAAAGUGUGCAUUGAAUGACCACAUGCAGCUUUUAAGGAAAAACAUGCAUCAUUUUAGAUUUGUGGUAACUUAAGGGUCAACUCACCAUCUUUGCUGACCUGUAUUGUACUGAAAUAAUUAUGAAUCAUAUGUUUCACAUUUCUGAACAGUUUUUUUAAAUGCCAUAUCUUUAUUGCUUUCUUUUUUUUUUAUAGCUCUUUCAUUCAUGUUUGUUCCAUAGAUGUUUCUCCUUAUACUUGAUUAACAGUAAUAACAAUAUUUCCUUUCUUGUCGCUGGUCCCCUCGAGUAUAAAUAAUGAGCUGCAGAAAAAGAGUUCUCUGUAAUCACUCUAGAGGAAAUUGAGCAAUAUUCGAAUGGCUGCAGAAACUGUGAUUCCUGGUGUCCUUUCGAUACAGUCCAUGUCCCUGUAAGUAAAAGUCUAUAGUCCUUUGCCGGCUGUCAGGCCCAUCAUGGCCGCCUAACUAACGCAUGUCUGCUGCUGUCAGAUAAGUGGUGGUUCAGUGUGUGUGUUAGCGCGAGACUAAUGUGGGGACUCACACACUGAACCAUGGGGUUUUCAUUCCCUGGUCACAAAAAGACAGCUGUAAAAAAGGUCAAAAAAUUAAAUAUGUUUCGGGCUCGUGCACGGCCACUGUCUUAAUCCACCCAAUCUGUUGUUGACUGUAAACACCUGUGAAGUUAUAUUAAAAUGUGCAUUUCUUAUAAAAAUGAAGAUAUUUAUAAUCCGUAGAAUCUAAGGUUUGACUCUGUUCAGCGCAGAGCCUUUUAUUUAUGUUAUCUCUUUCAUUUGCUCUAUAGAUUGGUAGAAAUGCCAAUCAUUCAGAUUAUAUCGCUACAUUAUUUCUUACAUUGUUGAAGAUAAAUAUUUAGAUUUUAACGAGAGACAAAAUAUCUGAUUUGUAUGUGAAUAAAUUAUAUCAUGUAGUCCGUUCUCUUUGUUUAGAUGGCAAAUAAAUACUGUUUGAACACUGUAACACAGUUUAAAGCAAUGCUUUCUUUUCUCACUGUAUUUAUUAAAAACCAUGUUCAUUUCGCCACGCACUUACAGGUGUAUUUGUAGAUGUGAUGUUUGCCAGGACCGGCGGUCACCUGCAAGUCCUAUCCUGCAUCUGUGAGCUCUGUACCGUACUCAUUGUACUGAGUUGAUGACUUUGAUGCUAAUAAAAUUCUAAUUCAUCUGUUUACUCA
This is a messenger RNA of Gymnodraco acuticeps, 4009 nucleotides long. Its product is annotated as caM kinase-like vesicle-associated protein. The coding region runs from base 255 to 1577 and encodes 440 amino acids. Gene Ontology annotation, biological process: peptidyl-serine phosphorylation. Gene Ontology annotation, molecular function: calcium/calmodulin-dependent protein kinase activity; calmodulin binding; ATP binding. Gene Ontology annotation, cellular component: intracellular anatomical structure. The record is from RefSeq and is a predicted model, not a curated record. Lineage: Eukaryota; Metazoa; Chordata; Actinopteri; Perciformes; Bathydraconidae. The transcript is spliced from 11 exons.